UUUUUACGAUAUAGCCAAUUUUGACUUUGUCGUUGUAUUAACUAGUAGAAACAUUUUCACCACUAGUGGGUGUGUGAUAAAGGAGUACAGCACGAGGGGCAUGCAAGCAACCGCGCUCUACGAGCCGGGCACGUUUUCUGCUCUCUGAYUCAACAACGCUGUAGCUGCGCUCUCAAUCACACACUACAAAGCUUUCAAUAGUUACCAAGAUAUUUUUCAGAUUGAACGUAAUUGAGUAGUAGUCUAUGAAAUUACAAAACUGGUUUAUUUUUUAACAACUCAGGGUAAAGGGGGAGUUUUCUGAUUUGCCGUGGUUCCGCUUUACCUCCGUGUUUUCAACAAGCUUUUAUUUCCUUCAUAUCCGAGCGCCCAUCAGUGUAAUGAUCUGGCUUUUUUCUCGUGUCGUUUCCACUUCAGCAUGGGAACUGCAGUGUCCAAAAGGAAGACUUUAAGGAACGAUGCAAUAUCUUCUGUGACCGCAAAAGUUAGAGCAGCCAGAGCUUUUGGAGAUUACCUGUCUCACACACACCCUGAGAACCGUGCCGGCUCAGAUCACCUGCUGUCUGAUACCUUUAUCGGCCAAGACACAGACUCCCCUGACCUCAGUCGUUUCCACAACAACCUACACCCUCAGAAUCAGCCCCAGGCCCACAGUCUCCAGUCACAGCCCAGCACCCUGCAUUCCCAGCCCAGCAGUCUCCAGUCACAGCCCAGCACCCUGCAUUCACAGCCCAGCAGUCUCCAGCCCCAGCCCAGCACCCUGCAUUCACAGCCCAGCAGUCUCCAGYCCCAGCCCAGCACCCUGCAGCCAGAUAGUUUGCAGCCCACAGGACCGUCCAAGCGCAGGCUCUCAGCAGGGCUCUCAGCGGAGCGCAGCUUCUCCUUUGAGGAGCAGCAGCCGCCUCCCAGGUCCACUGAGGGAAGUCUGACGGGCCUGAAGCCAGCUGCCCAGCGGGUCUACACCAUCACUAGGGAGGGAGGCAUGCUAGGGGGCCGAGGCAGUGAGGAGAGCCUGGAGCUGGAGGUGCUCAAGCAGCCCCUGUCCCCUCCUCCCUCCUCCAACCAGCCCUCGUACUCAAAUCCACAACCACCAGGCAGCAAAUACCAACGCGGUGGCGGUGGUGGCAACCAUCACCAUGGCAACCAUAACCAUGGCCCACAGAACCACAGGUCCCAGUCCCAGCCCCUGCAGAGCUCGGGGAGCGCCCAUAACAUCCGGGACUGGGGGGUGCGGAGGGGGGGCUCGAGGGAGGACUGCACCCCAGAGUCUGUGACCUGCAUCAGGGCCCCAUGUCAGAGCCAGCGCUCCCUGGAUCUGGAGACGUCCCCGCAAGACGGAGGCAAACAAAGGAAGAAGCUGGAGAGGAUGUACAGCGAGGACCGAGACAGAGACAGACAAGGCUCUGCUGAGGAGAGAGAGGACAACCCUAAUAGCUGGUUCCCCAAAGAGAAUAUGUUCAGCUUCCAGACGGCAACCACAACAAUGCAGGCUAUAUCGAACUUCCGGAAGCACCUGAGAAUGGUGGGCAGCCGCAGAAUGAAGGCUCAGACAUACGCCGACCGCCGAGCUAAGAGUUUCAACCGCUCCUGGAGUGACCCAACCCCUAUGAAGCCAGACUCUCUCCAUGGCUCCAGAGACAAUGGGGACCUGCAGUCUGCAGGGGCUCUAGAUGAAGGGUCACAGGAGGAUGCAGACUGGGAGGAGGAGAGAGAGCUGGAGAGAGCAGCCUGCGAGGGAGAGGACUUCAUCCCACCCAAAAUCAUACUGAUAUCCUCUAAAGUCCCGAAGGCUGAAUAUGUCCCUAACAUCAUCCGUCGGGACGACCCCUCGGUCAUCCCCAUCCUUUAUGAUCAUGAACAUGCCACAUUCGAUGACAUCAUUGAGGAGAUAGAGAAGAAGCUGACGGCCUACAGGAAAGGCUGUAAGAUCUGGACCAUGCUCAUCUUCUGUCAGGGAGGUCCGGGGCAUCUGUACCUGCUCAAGAACAAAGUGGCCACGUUUGCCAAGGUGGAGAAGGAGGAGGACAUGAUCCAGUUUUGGAAGAAGUUGAGUCGGUUUAUGAGCAAACUAAACCCUGAGGCCAACCUCAUUCACAUAAUGGGCUGCUAUGUUCUGGGGAGCGCCAAUGGAGAAAAACUAAUCCAGAAUCUGAAGCAGCUAAUGAGACCUCAUGCCAUCGAAUUCAAGUCCCCACUAGAGCUGUCUGCGCAGGGCAAGGAGAUGAUCGAGAUGUACUUUGACUUCCGUCUCUUCCGCCUGUGGAAAACCCGCCAGCACUCCAAGCUGCUUGACUAUGACAACCUUUUGUGACAUUGCUCACCUUUCACCUUUGUCAGCCUACUGGCUGUGUAUCUCAUCACCGAUAGCCUAUAGUGACGGCUUUCCUUGAGAGGUCCUGGACGGGAGCGCUCUGUAGAAGAGGUGCAACAGGAAGACGGGGUUCAGGUGGUUUUACUCACUGAGGAGGCUUCAAUCCUCAGCUCUCAGAUGAAUUGAAGGCACUAAGUGAAAUCCAGUAGCAGCUACUGUCAAGAGGUGAACUGUAAAUUUCCCCCCAUCCAUUUUCACUGUCUCAACUAAUGCCUCUACUGGAGAGAACCAGAGAGAGAAGGUAAAAGAGAGGAGUGGAUAGAUCAUCCUUUAGUCUCAAGAGACACAUAGAGUUAGAUUUUAAGCUCAGGAGCCCAGAAAGUCUUCUUUUAGAGAGAGAGAGAGCGAGAGAGAGCGAGAGAGAGCGAGCGAGAGAGCGAGAGAGAGAGAGAGCGAGAGAGAGAGAGAGAGAGAGAGAGAGAGAGAUGCAGCACCUGCAGGGAAAAUAAAAACUCUUUGAGAAAGGGGAGAAGAGAUGGCGACAUAUUUCCUCCUUUGUCUACCUGUCAGCUGUGUGAAAUCAGAUUAAAGCUCAUUUUUUUUCAGGAAGUACGUAGAUCUCCCUAAGGAGCUAAAUGUAUUUAUAAAGUGUUUUGGUGGUUUUCGGAGCUUUAGAGAAUAGAUUUCCGUUAUCUAUACAUGUACCACAAAUAGAAAAGAUAGUACUAAAUUAGUCUUACCAAUAAUUCAAAGUAUCUAUAUAUCGUAUAAAACAGCUUUUAUUUUAACUUAUUGUAUUAGUAUUUCUUAUGGACUGUUUGACUUGAAUAUCUCAGGGUUACUGCUAUCCCUCGUAUGAUAAUUGCCGUCACCUCAUGUACCGUCAUAACGUAACGGAAUAGGAUCGGAGAUGUCUUUCGACUAGUUCCGAUCCUCUCCGCUCAGUGGUUGUCAGGGAAACCAUUUCUGUGUCUCUGAGCACCUGUGCGUGUUUGUGUGUGAACGAGGCAGGUGUUUGUAUUUUUAGAUUCUUCAUACACUAGGUCAAUUGUAGCUUAUUGCUCAUUACACAUGCAACAGUGACACCGUACCAGAGCCCUUCCACGUUGAUGUUUUACCCUGCUGAACUAUGGACACRGACGUUUCUUUCUUGUCGUGUUCAGUUCACUCCCAGGGAAUGAUACCCUUAUGCUGUGAGCGCUCUGUCUUACUGUGUGUGUCUGCAUUGCAUUGCUAACUGUGCAUCAUUUAAUACUGCCAUGAGGUUUAUAGAAAGUGGACUAGGCCUAGCCUAGAUGACUUGUGUCACACUGCUUAUGGUAAUCUCCCUCUCUUUAUAUCUACAGUAUAUUUACUUGUGUUGAACUAGUAUUGCUGCUAGUUACUCUAGUUCUCUCUGCACUGCCUGUGUUUUUCUUCAUUCUUGUAUGAACCAAAAUCUCAGUAUUCUUGUCAUGUCAUUCUUAUGGCAUUUACUUUCUKUGUAUUGUGCUAUUGACUUUUAACAAAUGGGCUCUCUGUCUUGCCUAUGUGAUAUUGUGCAACACUCAGUAGUGGUUUACAGUACAUCUCAAACACGCGGAGCAGUUCUGUGAAGGAGUGUGUAAUGAUAUUGAGAUURGUUUCAAACUUUUGCUUGUGCUCAAAAGUGGCAAAAUAACAUCGUUUAAGGAUGCUUUUCUCAUUUCCUCCUUAAACUGUUCCACCAGAGCUAAUAACUGAAUGUGUGUGUAGCUCCCUGGUGUGUGUGUGGGUGGUUUGUGUGUUUCUCAGAAUCCUUGCCUGAUGGGGCACUGCAGGGGUACUGAACUGUGAGGAGUCUUCAUUAUCAGUGUUUUCUCUUAGCUGGGGA
This is a messenger RNA of Salvelinus sp. IW2-2015, 4163 nucleotides long. The record is from RefSeq and is a predicted model, not a curated record. Lineage: Eukaryota; Metazoa; Chordata; Actinopteri; Salmoniformes; Salmonidae.